CAGUAAAGGAAAGGGAAAUGUUUGAUGGAUUGUGAAGUUCGCCUGGUAAUGUUGCACAGAGCAAGGCAAAUUAAUUUCGCGUAUUUGACUUGAUGGAUUGAUAGUGGAAUGGAAGCGGGUGACAGCAUGUGAAGCGGCUGAAGUAUUUGAAGCUGUGGUCGGUCGGAGAUCUUUCAGCAGUGCGGAAGAGAGAGGGAUGGGGCAGAUAUAUGCCAUCAAACUGACUCACAAGGGACUGAAAUGAUGCGGAGAUAACGCCAGGAAAUAAAGCCCGAAGAUCAAGAGUUCAACACAAUAAGAGACAGAAACAUGCUCAAUCGGAGAGAGCGGUGAGCGAAACAAGGCACCGAAAUUGAUCAAGCCAGCUAGCUGUCAGACUCGCUGUACGCUCCAGAAGCCUCGACACACACUGUGGAUCUUUGACAGCUCGUUUUUUUUUUUUUUUUUUUUUGUACUAGUGAAACUUUUUUUUAAAACAUCGCGACGCAAAUGGAUUGAAGUGCUGUUUGAUUCAGCCAAAUCGAAAGCAAGUUCUAAAUGCAGAAGCUGUGAUCAGUGACACCGCGGGAAAUUGUUGAACAAAAGACACGAGACCAAGUUGAUACUUUCCUGUAACUACAAACCAAAGUUGGAGGUGGAACAUUUAAUGCAAAAACAACCACACCCCCCUCCUCUCUGCCUCCAAGCCCCUCCUACUGCAUCGUCAUGGCGAUGAGCAGUGAUCCUGGUUCCAUGGGGGCGGACUUUGACUCAGAUUCCUCACAGACUUCUGAGAUGGCUGACAAGAUGUCGGCUGUCUGCUUGAGGUCUGAUCCCUCCUCCAAUGAAGUAAAGAAUGGGACAGGUGUUAAGAAAGCUCCACUUCAGAGGCCACACCUGUCAGGCAGGAAGAUGUCAUUGCAGGAAAGAGGGACAUAUGUGUCUUCUGGGGGCGGAGCUGAUCGCUAUUCCCACAUCUCAGCACGAGUGGCCAGACAGCCAACUGUUGAGUCCAAACGAGUGUCCAUCUCAGAAUCACAGGAUUGCAUUCAGCUUAACCAGUACAAGUUAAAGAGUGAGAUUGGAAAGGGCUCAUAUGGCGUUGUCAAGUUGGCGUACAAUGAGGAUGAUGACAAAUAUUACGCAAUGAAAGUUGUGUCUAAGAAAAAGCUGAUGAAACAGUGUGGUUUUCCACGUCGCCCUCCUCCCAGAGGUCCUAAAGCAGCCCAAGGAGAGCAGCCCAAGGUGCUUGGUCCUUUGGAGAGAGUUUACCAGGAGAUAGCCAUUCUGAAAAAACUGGACCACCUCAACAUUGUUAAACUGGUUGAGGUGCUGGAUGAUCCGGCAGAGGACAACCUUCACAUGGUAUUUGAGCUGAUGCAGAAGGGGCCUGUGAUGGAGGUCCCCACCGAUAGUCCCUUCAAUGAGGACCAGGCACGCCACUACUUCAGAGAUAUUGUUCUGGGCAUCGAGUACUUGCACUAUCAGAAGAUUGUUCACAGGGAUAUCAAGCCAUCUAAUUUGUUACUGGGAGAUGAUGGUCAUGUCAAGAUUGCUGAUUUUGGAGUCAGUAACCAGUUUGAGGGUAAUGAUGCCUUGCUGUCCAGCACUGCCGGCACUCCUGCUUUCAUGGCCCCAGAGACGCUAUCAGACAAUCGCAAGAGCUUCAGUGGAAAGGCUCUUGAUGUGUGGGCUAUGGGAGUGACUCUCUAUUGUUUUGUGUAUGGGAAGUGCCCAUUUAUUGAUGAGUACAUACUGGCACUUCACAAUAAGAUCAAGAGUAAGCUGGUGGAGUUCCCCGAGAUGCCAGCUGUCAGCGAGGAGCUGCAGAACCUGAUCUUACGAAUGCUGGACAAAAACCCAGACACCAGGAUCACCAUUCUUGAGAUCAAAGUGGACCCCUGGGUAACUCAGAAUGGGGAAGACCCAAUGCCUUUAGAAGAAGAGCAUUGUACUGUGGUGGAAGUCACUGAAGAAGAAGUGCAGAACUCUGUAAAGUUUGUCCCCAGCCUGUCUGCUGUGAUAUUGGUCAAAGCCAUGUUAAGGAAGCGUUCCUUUGGGAAUCCAUUUGAGUUUCCCAGCAGAAGAGAAGAGAGAUCCAUGUCUGCACCAGGCAGUCUGCUCAUGGACUCGUGGCCAUUCCGUCCUUCUUUUAAACUCCAGCCCUCAUUAAGAAAAGGAAGCAGUGGAGAGACUGGUAGAGAAGUGGAGCUUGAGGACUUGCAUGAGGAUGAAGCACCCACCUCCUGAAAGUCUCUACAGAUCUUCACAGCUCAUGAAGUCAUCCAUUCAGACAUUUGCAACACUACGAGCAGAUUCAAACCACACUGCUACAGCCUAUUUUCAGGGACUAACCUUGACGUCAAACUGGAUUCUUCUAUUGCAUCCUUCAGUCUUUUCACUUUCCUCAGUCUUUCAAAAGAAUCACUUUCACCCUCUUUUUGAGUCCACCAUAGUAACAGUUCUCUUUUCAUGAGGCAUUUUAGGUCUGAGCAUGUUCUCUUUCCUCAGUCCUACCUUGCUAAACUGGGGAGGAUUACAUCAUUUUCUCCUUCUCAAAGUUUGGAUCUUUCGAACUGUGUCACAUUGUUUCCUCUCAUCCAUGCUAAGCAAUUGGAAACAAUCUAUACUGAACCAGAAAGACAGACCUUGAAAGACAGCCUACGCCACAAGUUGUCUUGAGCAUAGGCCUACAGCAUGGAUAAAAGAUUAUGACGUGAACAUGGUACAGCAGCCCAUAAAGCUAAAAGCAGCUAUGGCAUUGAUAUAGUGUAGCCAUCAUAAUGUUUGUACAUGUGUAUAAAAUAAUAGCUAUGGCGUCUUGCCUUUUGCUCUUUGUAUACAUUAACGUGCAGUUCUUGACCCUAUUAGUCAUAACAUGCCUGAAAUAUGGCCUUUUCCAUAUUAUGGUGAAAUAUGGUGUUUCCAUAUCUCUUGUUUCUUUUUUUCCUUUUAUACCAACUAUAUUUUCUCAUUUCAUUCAGACACAAUAUAUGACCACACACACACAGUGUUGCAGUGUGAAUCAAAGGGGCUUAAGUAACUAGUAGACACUAAGACUUUAAAGAGGCCUCUCAGUGUAGAAAUGUCUCAAAAAUGCACAUUCUGUAAAUUCUAGAAAACAGGGCUUUCUCAUGAAACGUACAUUAUGAGUGCGCUUCAUCUCCCACAUGGGGACCAUAUUUUUGUCAAAUAGGACGUAUUUCUGGAUCAACUUCCUUAAGGGCCGUUCAGACCAAACUCCGUUUUUGUGUCCAUUUGCACUGUUUUUAAUUGUUUUUAUAUGUAAACAUGCUUUAGACUGACAUCUUUGACUGUUGUGCCACGUAUAGUUUUUUUUAAGACGCUGUGUCAAGUUAAAAAUACAUAAACUUUUAAAAACGUGUUCUGAAACACCUGCAUUCUUCAUCUUUCACUUCACUGCAUCUAGCAGUCAGAUUUAGGUAGGCAUGUCCCGAUGCCGAUACUGGUAUCAGAAUUGGGUCCGAUACCGCGCUCAUGUACUUGUACUCAUGCUUGGAAAAAUGCUCUGAAACCAAAAACCGAUACCAUCUGAAGUACGAAUGUCAUUACCUAAACAUUCAACGUGCUAAUUAAAAUCACAUUAUGUCCUAGUGAGAUUAUUUAACCGCAAAAGCUGUAAUUUAAUGAGAUAAAUAUGUAGUUUGCAUGUGCUGCGCGCCUUAAAAUGCGAGUGCUUGUAAAUGUGUGGAGCCGGUGUUGUGCUGACAUAAAGACACAAAGUUCUCCUUGACUCAUACACGGAAUACACCAUCAUGAGCAUCGCAUGCUCUGUUUGUACGAUGACAGCGAGCAGAGUGCUAAUUCACUUUGUAGCACCUGGCACAUACAGCCUACAUAUUUAUUUAAUUAAAUAUCAGCCUUUUGUGGUUUAAUAAUCACUCUGAGUCACAUAGUGACCAGCUUUUCCGGAUUGAGAAGCUACGUCAUAGCAAAACAGAAACACUUCAAAAUAAAAAAAUUAAAAAUAAAUAAAAGCUCCGCCAAAAUAAAAGCUCAAUUUAAAUUGAAAAAAGUACUACAGAAAUAUAUCACUACUGUAUAGUUGUUAUAUUCACUGUAAUCCUAUUACUACUACUGCUAAUAAUAAUAAAUAAAUAGUGAUUGUAUUAAAUUUAAGCAAUAUCUCACAUCUAUGAUGCUCUGUUAUACAGUACUUUAUUUGACAAAAUAUAAAUCCAAUGUUGUAUUUUGGACUUUGCUGUGAGGUUCUGUAAUUUGAUCAAAAUAAUACAAUAUUAUGUUGAAAAUUAAUUAGAAUUAAAAAAUUAAAAAAAAAAAAAAAUAGUAUUGGGACAUCCUUAGAUUUAGGGUUAGAAUUAGUGUUAGGACAGUCUUAACCGAUUGCAUAUUGCACACAAAACUGGAAAAUAAUUUACUUGAUCAAUCUGGUAAACACUACUCUGAUUGGCUGGUUUGAUGCAACUUCCUCAAAUAAGGGCACAUAUUGUAGGCUUCUUAUAUCAGUCUGCCUGGAAACAAAAACGUUUGAGGAUGAAAUAAUCUAUGGAUUUGCAAAAGUUAGUCAGGUUAUUGAUAUCAAAUCUUUUAAAGAUACUCAGAAUUUUAUAUUCUUCUUUGUUUUAUUAGUUAUGUCUGUGAAAUAGUUUGCAUUUAUUUUCUGUACUGUACUAUACUGUACUGUACUUAGACUCCUUACUAAAUCAUUUACUGCUAUUUUUCCAUGUGUUUCCGGUACAAUCGUAGCAGAAACUAAUGCAACAUUAUUUAAAUUCAUUUUUUCCUGUUGGUCUAUUAUUGUGGUAUUGCCCCGUUCUUAAACAGCACAUAUUGCAUGAACAGUAUGAACUGUGAUUGAUUGCUUAACAUGUCAUUCAGAUGGCACUUCUUGUCUAAGUAGGAGUAAGUUGCAGUGAGGGCCAGACAUUUUGCUGUCAAGUCAAAACGUUUGGCUACGCGAGGCUAGGAUUAGUCUUAGUGCGGGGAUUGGGGCUUCCAAAAUUUUCUAAUCAACCAAUUAUUUCCCUUUGGUUUUAGUGGUAAUGGUUAGGGUUAGGACUGUUUAUUUGAUAUGAACGUAGUUCCAGGACCAACAAAAGAUACUGAACCCAGGAACACAUCCUACUGUACUUGGCAAAAUCACGGCCACCUCUCUCACACACACAUUAUAACAGUGCUUUGUCUAACUACAGGAACAGAAUGUGUCAUUGUUUACAGAGUCUGCACAUUCCAAAAGGCCUGUUUGUCAGUCAGCUGCACUAAAAGGCUCACAAACACACUCACAAACAUGCCAUAACAUGUUGAUGUGGAAUCACUUUCACUCAGAACAGACAAGCCAAUUGAGGGAAGGGUCUGAAUAUGGUGUUUAGCUCUGGAGCGAAAGUGAACUGCCAUUCAAUGUCACCAUGGUCCUUCUCGGCCUAGAUUAACUCUGUCCAAAACAAUACGCCUUGUUUACAUCAGAUCCUCUGCCAGGCAAGCCAAUCAUCUCAUCAUCCUAAACUGCAAAUUCAGAAUGCAAAAAGAUUCUUAUUGUGGACAACCAUUUUAACUGCACAUUGGCAAGCAUGACAUUUUAUUAUAAGCACUGACAAAGCACUCCUAUUUUAAUUCGAUUUUUAUAAUUGUGAAAGCCUCAUCGAGCCUGGUUCUGUUUUAAUGAAUUUUACAAGUACAAAACUGGAUGCUUAAUCAGGUCAGCUGCCAAUCAGUUCCCAUUAAACUGAUUAUGAAAGUAGUGAGCGCUUACUGGAAACCGUUUCACUUAUUUAGAGGACUCAUUAUUUCAAGGCCCAGUGAUAAGCUACAGUGAACUGCUUUCAUUAUUUUCUCACUAAUAUCCUGAGCAGAUGGUGGUCCAUUUUCCUGACUCCUACACAUUCUUCCCUCCUCUCUCUCUUCUCCCAUCUCUCUCUUUCUUUCUCUUUUAUGCACACACUCCUUGUAGAUUGCUUCUUGUCCAUACAAUUGUCUAUUUAAACUGAAUAACACAGGAACACCAUUUUCAGUAACACUUUACAAUAAGGUUGUAUAGAUUAACAUUAGUUAACAUGAACUAACAAACAGCAUUUAGUAAAAUGGGUUCAUGUUCAUUUCUACAUUAUACAUUUUUACAUUAAAAGUUAGACAUUAACAUUAGUACAUCUUAGUUCAUUAUGCAUUAUCUAACAAUGAACAAUUUUACAUUUAUAAAUUAAAAUUAACCAAGAUUAAAAAAUGCUGUAAACAAAGUGGGUAAAACUUUAUAACAAGGCUGUAUUCGUUAAAAUUAGUUAAAGGAACAUUUCGGGUUAAAUGCAAGUUAAGCUCAAUUGACAGCAUUUGUGGCAUAAUACUGUUUACCACAAAAAUUUAUUUUUACUUGCCCCUCCUUUUCUUUUAAAAAAGCAAAAAUCUGGGUUCCAGUGAGGCACUUACAAUGGAAGUGAAUGGGGUCCAAUCCGUAAACUUUAAAAUACUCACUGUUUCAAAAGUAUAGCUUCAAGACAUAAAAAAUAUAUUAACAUGAUUUUACUGUGAUAAAAUCACUUACUAACCUUUUCUGUGUGAAGUUAUAGCCAGUUUUACAACUUCGUUGCCAUGACGAUGUAAUGUCAAUAAACUCUAAAAUGACUUUAAAAUGACGAUUUAAACAGCUUUACAGCUCAAAUAAUACAUGAGUUUUAACAGAAGAAUUAAUUUAAGUGAUUUUAUAAAAUUAUAAGCUUCAAAUUUCUGCCCUUAAACCCUCCAAAACUUGGCCCCAUUGACUUCCAUUGUAAGUGCCACUGUAACUUGCCAUACCAUUUUGAAAGAAAAAGAGUCCUUUUUUUUUUUUUUUUUUUUUUUUUUUUUUUUUAUUUAUUUUUUUUUUUUUGUAAUCAGCAUUAUGCCACAAACGCUGUCAGUUGAGCUUAACUUGUUUUGAAGUUAAAGGAAUAUUCCUUUAACUAUGAACAUCCUUUUUCAGCACUUAUUGUUCUUGGUUAAAGUUCAUUUCAACAGAUACUAAUAUAUAUAUAUAUAUAAUUUUUGUUUUUUAAUUUUAAUUUGUAUACAGUUUGAUAACUUUAGUUAAUGCAUUACGAACUAUCAUGAAUGAACAAUUGUAUUUUCAUAAAUGAACAUUAACCAAGAUUAAUAAAUACUGUAAUAAAAAACUGUUCAUUGUUCGUUCAUGAAACCUAAUGCAUAAAUUCACCUAAUUGUAAAGUGUUACAAAAUUUUCAGUGCCAAAUGACUGGUCUUUUUAUGGUCCGUUGGUAUGGAGUAUUUGAUUCGUGCAUUAAAUGGAGUCUUGUCUCUUUUGUUUUAAAUGCACUGAGAUUCUGUAUGUGGUACUCAGGGUCUGGACAUUACUGUUUUGGAAAUAUACAGAGAGAGUGGUGUAGCAUAUUCUGUGUUCCGGAGUUCUAAGAUGCGUUUAUUUACUGUAAAAAUAAUUAUGCAUCCAUUUAUGCAUAUUUCAAUUUCUAUAUGUGUCUCAAAUUAACAGUCCUCUUGUCAGUUAGUUCUUGAUGUAUGCUAUGCACCUGUUUGUGUCUUUAUGUACGGCAUGUUCCUUAACUUGCUAUAACUUUUACUAGGUUUUACAAACCUCUCUCUUGGUUUGCUAUUCCUUUUGAUAUCUAUGUGAGAAAAACAAAUCACCUCUAUCUCUAAAACCCCUUUAAAUUUUUCUGCAGGACUUUUAUAUAAGCUAAACAUAUGCAGCAGUCUAUAUGUCAUACCUCUCUGUAUGCAUUCAACUGAAGUGCUAAGGCUUUAUAUCCUGUUUUUGUUGCAGCUCAUGUGCAAUUGAUUGCAGGCUUGAUCACUCAUAGUUUUUUUAGAGUGUGUAUCCACAUUUGCAAAGAUUUGUUUAUCAUGAAUCUGAAAGAAGAGAGAGAAAUGUGACCAUUUGUAACUCAACUUGGGCAUUUUGUAGCUGAAUAACAUUCCUGCUAUCAAAGCUUUUAUGGUUUUACUUUUUAAAUGAUGGUAAAAUGAUAAAUGAGCAUUUUAGGGAUCAUAAAAUUCUGUAAUCAUUUACUCAUAUUUUUCAAAACCCAUAUGACUUUCAAAAUAAUUUGAGGCCAGAAUGUUCAUCACCAUUCACUUUUAUUGAAUCUUUUUUUUUUUUUUUUUCAUACAAGUGAAUGGAGACUGAGGCCAAAAUUUUGAUUACCUUUUCCUUUUGUGUUCUAUGAAGGAAAGUCAACAAAAUGAGGGUGAGUAAAUGAUUACAAUUGAAUUUGAGAGAACUGUCUUUUAAAAUUUCCCUUUCUAACAAAAGUCAUUUGAGGGAUUUUAUGAGACUUUCAUUGCAAGGUAUAUUAGUAGGUGUAUAUAAAUCUUCCUCAUAUACCUGCUGUUUAAACUUAUGAGAUAUUUGUGUCAGAGUGCCUGAUAUUGCUAGUUAAUUUAUAGUUGUCUGUAUUCUGUUGCAUUGAUUUUGAAUGUAAUUUGUUAACAUGUAAUUCCAAUAGACACAUAGACAAAAAAGAGCAUGGCCCAAGAAAGCACUGAAUGCAACUCUAACCAUGUACUGUAAAUAUGUACCAAAGCAUAUAAAGAUGCUAUUUUUUGCAUGCUUUUUGUACACAUAGACAUAAUCAAAGCCAAUAAAAAUAUCACAAGUGACUUUGA
Messenger RNA from Myxocyprinus asiaticus (Chinese sucker), 8568 nucleotides. RefSeq names its product calcium/calmodulin-dependent protein kinase kinase 1-like. Gene Ontology annotation, biological process: activation of protein kinase activity; protein phosphorylation; CAMKK-AMPK signaling cascade. NCBI's taxonomy places the organism in Eukaryota, Metazoa, Chordata, Actinopteri, Cypriniformes, Catostomidae. Gene Ontology annotation, cellular component: cytoplasm. Gene Ontology annotation, molecular function: calcium/calmodulin-dependent protein kinase activity; ATP binding; calmodulin binding. The record is from RefSeq and is a predicted model, not a curated record. The coding region runs from base 706 to 2229 and encodes 507 amino acids. The transcript has 17 exons.